Uncinocarpus reesii 1704 is the source of this 675-nucleotide messenger RNA. RefSeq lists its product as uncharacterized. The transcript has a single exon. NCBI's taxonomy places the organism in Eukaryota, Fungi, Ascomycota, Eurotiomycetes, Onygenales, Onygenaceae. The record is from RefSeq and is a predicted model, not a curated record. The coding region runs from base 1 to 675 and encodes 224 amino acids. Gene Ontology annotation, molecular function: catalytic activity.
AUGACCACCGAACUCUCUACCCACCUCCACUACCUCUCCCAAUGCCUGGCCCUCGCCGCCUGCUCCCCCCCAAAGCCCACCAACUUCCGCGUCGGCGCCAUCCUCCUCCUCAGACGAUACCCAACAGCCUCAGACCCAGACCCAGACCAGCAAACCACCCUCGACGACCGAGUGCUUUCCACAGGCUACACCCUCGAGCUCCGCGGCAACACCCACGCCGAACAAUGCUGUCUCUCCAAAUACGCCUCUCACCACGGCGUGCUGGAAGAGGACGUGGGGAUACCGCUGCAGCAGGAGCGCGGAGAUGACCCGCAUGCGAAGAUAGUCAUGUAUGUCACGAUGGAGCCGUGCGGCGAGAGGCUGUCUGGGAAUAAAGCGUGCGCGACGAGGAUCGUGGAGACGCGCAGGAACGGACGGGGCGGGAUCGACAGGGUGUAUUUCGGGGUCAAGGAGCCGGGGACGUUUGUUGGGGAGUCGCAGGGCUGUAAGAUGCUGGAUGCGGCGAGGGUGGGGUGGGAGCUGGUGGAGGGGAUGGAGGAUGAGAUUCUGAAGAUUGCAAAGGCGGGACAUGGGCUGGGAGAAGGAGGGACGAAUGUCGAUGAUAUCUCCGCUGAAGAGCGCCAGAGACAAGAAGAAAUGCCCAGGAAUCCGAAAAAGCGAAUGAUGGAGAUCUGA